GUUCUGGAGGAGGCGCCGCCGCCGCUCCCGAGGCCGCUGCCGCCGCCGCUGCCGCUGCCGUCGCCGCGCAGAGCCGGAGCAGGAGCCACGGCCGAGAGGAGGGAGGAGGAGGAGGAGGAGGAGGUGGAGGAGGUGGAGGAGGUGGAGGAGGCGCCGGACCGGGGGGGAUAGAUUCCCAGAAGUGGGAUAACUGGAUCAGAGGGUGAUUACCCUGUGUAUAAGAGUAUGUGUCUCACUGCACCUUCAAUGGCAUUGAGUAGAUCGUCAGUAUUUAAACAGAUCACAUCAUGCGUGAGUACAAGCUAGUGGUCCUUGGUUCAGGAGGCGUUGGGAAGUCUGCUCUGACAGUUCAGUUUGUUCAGGGAAUUUUUGUUGAAAAAUAUGACCCAACGAUAGAAGAUUCCUACAGAAAGCAAGUUGAAGUCGAUUGCCAACAGUGUAUGCUCGAAAUCCUGGAUACUGCAGGGACAGAGCAAUUUACAGCAAUGAGGGAUUUGUAUAUGAAGAACGGCCAAGGUUUUGCACUAGUAUAUUCUAUUACAGCUCAGUCCACGUUUAACGACUUACAGGACCUGAGGGAACAGAUUUUACGGGUUAAGGACACGGAAGAUGUUCCAAUGAUUUUGGUUGGCAAUAAAUGUGACCUGGAAGAUGAGCGAGUAGUUGGCAAAGAGCAGGGCCAGAAUUUAGCAAGACAGUGGUGUAACUGUGCCUUUUUAGAAUCUUCUGCAAAGUCAAAGAUCAAUGUUAAUGAGAUAUUUUAUGACCUGGUCAGACAGAUAAAUAGGAAAACACCAGUGGAAAAGAAGAAGCCUAAAAAGAAAUCAUGUCUGCUGCUCUAGGCCCAUAGUCAGCAGCAGCUCUGAGCCAGAUUACAGGAAUGAAGAACUGUUGCCUAAUUGGAAAGUGCCAGCAUUCCAGACUUCAAAAAUAAAAAAUCUGAAGAGGCUUCUCCUGUUUUAUAUAUUAUGUGAAGAAUUUAGAUCUUAUAUUGGUUUGCACAAGUUCCCUGGAGAAAAAAAUUGCUCUGUGUAUAUCUCUUGGAAAAUAAGACAAUAGUAUUUCUCCUUUGCAAUAGCAGUUAUAACAGAUGUGAAAAUAUACUUGACUCUAAUAUGAUUAUACAAAAGAGCAUGGAUGCAUUUCAAAUGUUAGAUAUUGCUACUAUAAUCAAAUGAUUUCAUAUUGAUCUUUUUAUCAUGAUCCUCCCUAUCAAGCACUAAAAAGUUGAACCAUUAUACUUUAUAUCUGUAAUGAUACUGAUUAUGAAAUGUCCCCUCAAACUCAUUGCAGCAGAUAACUUUUUUGAGUCAUUGACUUCAUUUUAUAUUUAAAAAAUUAUGGAAUAUCAUCUGUCAUUAUAUUCUAAUUAAAAUUGUGCAUAAUGCUUUGGAAAAAUGGGUCUUUUAUAGGAAAAAAACUGGGAUAACUGAUUUCUAUGGCUUUCAAAGCUAAAAUAUAUAAUAUACUAAACCAACUCUAAUAUUGCUUCUUGUGUUUUACUGUCAGAUUAAAUUACAGCUUUUAUGGAUGAUUAAAUUUUAGUACAUUUUCA
This is a messenger RNA of Pan troglodytes (chimpanzee), 1555 nucleotides long. RefSeq names its product RAP1A, member of RAS oncogene family (gene RAP1A). NCBI's taxonomy places the organism in Eukaryota, Metazoa, Chordata, Mammalia, Primates, Hominidae. Gene Ontology annotation, biological process: Rap protein signal transduction. Gene Ontology annotation, cellular component: membrane. The coding region runs from base 288 to 842 and encodes 184 amino acids. The record is from RefSeq and is a predicted model, not a curated record. The transcript has 9 exons. Gene Ontology annotation, molecular function: GTP binding; GTPase activity.